AUGGGAGGAUAUCAGGGCAUCGAACUGGACUUGAGGACAACAGUAGCUGAAGGAGUGAAAGCGAACGAGAUAGACGUACGGAAGAGUCACUUCGGGGUGAACUACAUCGCCCCUCCUCCUCUGACUCCUUUUUGGAAAUUCUGUUGGGAAGCGUUGCAAGAUCCGACCCUACAGUUCCUUUGCUUCUCUGCUUCUGUCUCGUUGGCCGUAGGAUUCGGUAUCGAGGAGGAGCGAAGAUGUUACGGCUACUCCGACGGGAUUGCCAUCCUCGUGGCUGUGGCUGUUGUCGUCCUGGUUGGAGCAGCGCAAGAAAGCGCAAAGGAGAAGCAGUUCAGAGAUCUCACUGACUCGGCGUCGGACGAGCUUGUCAACGUCAUUCGGGAUGGGACUCAGGUGAGAGUAUCGAACAGAGAGGUUGUUGUGGGAGACUGUGUUGUUCUGUCGACCGGAGACAUCAUAUGCGCGGACGGGCUGGUGUUUGAAAGGAACACUCUCAAGAUCUUCGAGGGAGCUCUAACGGGAGAGUCGAAUGCCAUCAGUAAGGGUCAGUAUGAAUUCAAGGAGAAAGGAACCUUCGAGGUCGUCAAGUCUCUUUUGUUGGUAUCAGUUUUGCCUGAUGUGAACGUGCAGAUUCCCAAAGAUGACGACUUGACAAAGUUCUUCCCUGCGAACACAAGCCUGUCCAUAGAGCAGAUGCGCGACAAGUAUGAGCCGACGCCCUCAAAGACUCCGUUGGUGUUCAAGGGAACUCAAGUGCAGGACGGGGAAGGAAAGAUGAUUGUGAUAGCUGUGGGCAAGAACACUUACGAGCAGCUUCUCUUGGGAGACAGAGAUGACGGCGACGACGAAGAGGAGUCGGACAGGAGUAUCAUGCAGCGCAAGCUGGACGACAUGACCAUACUCAUCACGAAAGUUGGAGCAAUGUUCGGCCUGGGGAUCCUCUUCGUUCUUCUGCUUCGCUUUGCGAUCAGCUUUGGUCAGAAGGACUGCUGCUACGAGGCCUGGGACCACUCGAGGCACUGGAUGCAGCUGAUCAAGUUCAUCAUCAUCUCCAUCACCAUCUUCGUGGUGGCAGUUCCUGAGGGUCUCCCACUCGCUGUCACCAUCGCCCUUGCGUUCUCAGUGAAGAAGAUGAUGACGGAUAAGAAUAUGGUCAAGCACAACAGCGCGGUAGAGACGAUGGGAUCGGCUACGACCAUCUGCUCGGACAAGACGGGAACUCUGACGACGAGCAUGAUGACUGUGAUGAAGUGCUGGGCCGCCGACUCCUCCUCCGAUCCCUCAUCCAUGAGGUCAGCCAAGGAGAAGCUCAAAGAGCUCAUGUGUGCAGCGAUGACGAUCAACACCUCCGAGAAGACGGACAUCGUAGCCAAGAUACAAAAGAAAAAGGACAAGAGUGGCGCUGAAGUCCAGGAGAUCGUCAAGCUCGACGGAAGGGUGGUGGAGGCCUACAGCGGGAACGCAACGGAGUGUGCGAUGCUCAAGUUUGUGAACCUGCUGCAUGACUUCCGGGGUGAUCCCGGGAGCGACAGUAUGCCGUACAAGAGCUACAGGAAGAGCUUCCCAGAGUCGAUGCCCGGUCGUUCGAGCAUCACCUUCUCCUCCAAGAGGAAGAGGAUGAGUACGUUUGUUCCGAUGCCCGCGGGCUCUCCUGCUCCUUUCCGCCUCUACUGCAAGGGAGCGUCGGAGAUGGUGGUCAAGCUCUGCAGCACGUACUGCAACGAGGAGGGUCAGGCCAUAAGCCUCAACCCUGAGGUCUCCAAGAGGAUCGAGGAAGCCAUUGACAACUUCGCUGACUCUGGUCUUCGUACCAUCGCAGUCGCAUACAAGGACUGCGCGGAGAGUCUUGUCCAGAGCGACGGCGUGCUGCCGGAGAGCGCAGAGAGCGAGCUGACGCUGAUCUGCAUCGUGGGGAUAGAGGACCCGCUGAGAGAGGAGGUGCCGGGUGCCAUCCAGACCUGCAGGCAGGCAGGCAUUGUCGUGCGCAUGGUCACGGGAGACAACCUGAGCACGGCGAAGGCGAUAUCGAGGAAGGCAAACAUCCUGACGGAGGCAGGAGAGCGAGAAGGGAGGGAGAUCGCCUUGACCGGCGAGCAGUUCCGCCAGAUGGUCCUGACGCAGCAAAAUGCAGAGCACCCCGAGCGUUGUAUCAAUCAAGCCGAGUUUGACAAGAUCUGGCCGAAGCUCCGCGUCCUCGCGCGUUCCACCCCAACAGACAAACUUGUGCUGGUGACGGGCAUCCAGAACAGCAGGAUCACCGUUGACGCGGGGAUCGGAGUCAAGCAGUCGCGGCAGGUGGUGGCGGUGACGGGGGACGGGACCAAUGACGCCCCUGCACUGAAACAGGCAGACGUCGGCUUUGCCAUGUUCAUUAACGGGACGCAAGUGGCACAACAGGCGGCUGACAUUGUCAUCCUCGACGACAACUUUCAGUCCAUCGUCGCAGCUGUCAAGUGGGGGAGAUGCGUGUACGACAACAUCUGCAAGUUCCUUCAGUUCCAGCUCACCGUCAACAUCGUCGCCUGCGUCCUCGCUACGGUAGGAGCUGCAACGCUCACGGAGAGUCCCAUCACAGUCAUCCAGCUGCUGUGGGUCAAUCUCAUCAUGGACUCUUUUGCCUCCCUCGCACUUUCAACUGAGGAUCCCAACAGAUCUCCAGGGCUGAAGGAGCAGUUGCUUUCCCGCAACCCCUACCCGCGCACUGACCCUAUCCUCUCCAAGAUCAUGGUCAAGAACAUGUUCGCACACGCCCUGACACAGCUCGCCAUCCUCUUCUGGCUCAUCUUCGGCAUCGGCGACAUCUGUAUGGAGGGAGCAGACGUCAACACCUGCGCUGAAGGGCCCGUGUUCAAAAAGCUGUCAAAAAUUGAUUUGAGGAGCGGAAGACCUCCUGAGUUUGACAACCAGUGGGCUGAUCUGCAUAACUGCGUUCCUUAUUUCCAGCUUUCAAACCCGAUGUCUUUCUACAACGUAUCCAAUGGUAUCUCCUUGGACGCAAGCAAUGAGUUCAACUUCACCGGGUAUGCACAUCUUCGUUCCAACUCCUACUGCAUGGAUGCGCACGGCUGCGGGUCAAAGUCCCAGCACAUGACAAUGAUUUUCAACGAGUUCAACUCCAGGAAGAUUCAUAACGAGUUCAACGUCUUCAAAGGCGUGCUUCAGAGCCCGAUGUUCAUGGCCGUUAUCAUCGGGACUCUUGGAGUACAGGUCAUCCUCAUUCAAGUGAAUCCUAUCAACAUGGGGUUCGGCUGCACCGCCCUCAACGGCUGGCAGUGGGGCCUCUGCGCAGGGCUGGGGUUUAUAUCGAUACCCAUCAACUUCCUCUUCCACUACAUCCCUUGCGAGUGGAUCCCCCUUGGAUCCUGGGCCGGCGGACUCAAUUCGGAGGAUAUUGACGAGGAGCUGGAGAAGGAGAAGAAGGAGCUCGGACAGCCGCUCAGCACCGUGUCCAACUGA
This is a messenger RNA of Guillardia theta CCMP2712, 3456 nucleotides long. RefSeq lists its product as hypothetical. Gene Ontology annotation, molecular function: P-type calcium transporter activity; ATP hydrolysis activity; ATP binding. Gene Ontology annotation, biological process: calcium ion transmembrane transport. NCBI's taxonomy places the organism in Eukaryota, Cryptophyceae, Pyrenomonadales, Geminigeraceae. Bases 1 to 3456 code for a protein of 1151 amino acids. Gene Ontology annotation, cellular component: membrane; intracellular membrane-bounded organelle. The transcript is spliced from 9 exons. The record is from RefSeq and is a predicted model, not a curated record.